CGACAUUCUCCCACGGGUUCCCUACUUUACGGCAGCAUGGCAAACUUGCAGCAUGAGGAAGAUGACCCACACCAUGCAAAAAUGUCAACAGAAAUAUCUACAUCGACGCAGUCAGUACCUUUUGAAAAUACAUAUACAGCGGUUAAAGACGAAGCCGCUAUUUCCUGUUUAAUACCCACUUUCGCAGAGGCUUGUAAACUUGUUAACACUCCGUACUCGUGCCUGGUGCUCGACACACACCGACGACACGUUGCCCUGCCACCCAUGUAUUUGAAAAAGAAGAAGACGGGAAUUGAAGAAGAACUUAACGCAGAGCUUCUGAAGUUUUCCGAAAAUGGCCAGCUUUCAUCAGCUCUCCGAAAAAAAUGUAAGGGAGUACCUGUCGCUUAUGACAACAUAAAGUUAGUGGGACAGCAUGGGGACAUAUUCGACGACCAAGGAUACAUUCACCUGAACAUUGAAGCUUCGUUUGUUGUCUUUAAACCCAAUAAGGGGCAAAAACUUGAGGGAGUGAUCAACAAGAUAGGCCAGACAUUCGUGGGUUGCUUGGUGCACGGCUGCUUCAAUGCCUCCAUCCUGAAGCCCAGAGAGAUGACGUCGGAGAUGUGGAGAGAUUCAGGGUUGGUCAUUGGGGGAAGCCUGGAGUUUGAGGUGGUCCAGUUGGAUGCAGACGCGGCUGGUGUCCUGCUCAUUCGUGGGAGGCUUCAUAAGACCUGGUAUGAGGAGAUGUUGAGGCUUACUGAUCCUGGCACAGACGAUGCCACAGAGGAGCCCUUCAUGCCAGCUGACAACACUGCCACAGAGGCUGCAUUGGAUGGGGUUGAUGGCGUACAACCGGAAAAGAAGAAAAAGAAGAAGAAAGACAAAAGCAAAGACAAAGAGGCACUUGAGGACUCUGUUGUGAAGGACAGUCAGCUCAACGGUAGUGGUAAUACGGAGCUCACCAGGACAGAUAGCGACGUGAACUCGAAUGGUCACGUCGAGAAGAAGAAAAAGAAAAAGAAGAAAGACAAGGAGACAAGUAGUCAGGCGACGGAGGGGGUUCCUGCCAGUGACUCCAGUGGUUACCUUAGUGACAAAGGCAGCAAGAAGAGGAAAGAGUCUGAUGAAGCAAAUGAUGCUAGUCUUCCUGACAAUUUAGAAAAGCCCAAAGCUAAAAAGAAAAAGAUAAAGUGAAAUACAUUUUAAUGGACAUUAAUUUGCCAACUGUCACAAUGUUUUAGUGGUGCAUUGAUUUUGACAUUAUCCUACCAACUAAUGAAAGAAGUGCCUCAUAAAUAUUGAGUCAUAUAUAUCCAAUAAAGUAUUUUCCCUA
Clupea harengus (Atlantic herring) is the source of this 1315-nucleotide messenger RNA. It is a transcript of the gene polr1f, whose product is annotated as RNA polymerase I subunit F. The coding region runs from base 37 to 1176 and encodes 379 amino acids. NCBI's taxonomy places the organism in Eukaryota, Metazoa, Chordata, Actinopteri, Clupeiformes, Clupeidae. The transcript is spliced from 5 exons. Gene Ontology annotation, biological process: DNA-templated transcription initiation; DNA-templated transcription; transcription elongation by RNA polymerase I. Gene Ontology annotation, cellular component: RNA polymerase I complex. The record is from RefSeq and is a predicted model, not a curated record.